This is a messenger RNA of Saccharomyces cerevisiae S288C, 327 nucleotides long. RefSeq names its product Nrs1p (gene NRS1). Bases 1 to 327 code for a protein of 108 amino acids. The transcript has a single exon. The record is from RefSeq and is marked reviewed. Lineage: Eukaryota; Fungi; Ascomycota; Saccharomycetes; Saccharomycetales; Saccharomycetaceae.
AUGGAUAUGCUUCAUAAUAAAUGUAGUGAUGCUAUCAAAAGCACCUCCAAUAGCAAUUUGAGUAAUGAGGUAGACAAACAAAAAUUGCAAUACGAUGACCUCGGGAACACCGGAUUUUCUGAACUAUUUGAGAUGGAAUCUCAAGAUAAUAAUGAUAGCAUAGAGGAUUUCUUGUUCUUUAAUAUAAAUUUAACCCAGGAGGUUGAGUUCGAGAACCAAAGACAAUAUGAGCACACGAAAAAGACAAAGAAGCAUAACCCAUUCUAUGUACCGUCAGAGGUAGUGCGAGAGAUGGUCAAGAAACACGCAUUGAAUGGCAGAAUAUAG